AUUGAAAUCCCGCCUGUUUAGGACUGAAGAAUUUUAAAUAGACUCCACCGACUUCUAUGCUUCCUCGUUGUCGCUCACGAUGACCAGCCAGGCAGAAGUACACAAGCACCCCAGGUCUCUGCGUUCCAUGUCCAGUAACUCUAGCAUCAAAUCUACAUCACAAACCUCAAAGACCUUCAGAGCAAGGGCUAUAACGUUGACGGGUCGUGUUGCUUCCGUUGAUACGGUCGGCGCAGAGCCAAUGUCCUCUUCUGCAGCUGGUAAUAGUGAUCAAGAGAAAAGUGGUGGAUACUCUUCUGAUAGACAUCAAACUCGUUCGCUAGAGGAUCGGGUGCGAACUAGAGAAGCUGAAGGAGGAAAUCAAGUUCAUCAGAGAUUAAUGAGCUCAGAUGUAGAUAUAGCACAGGGAGAGACCAAGUCAUCGUUUGCAACGAGAGAAAAUAACUAUCAGCCUCCACCGUCUGCCUUCAACCGUGUACCAUUAUCUCAUCUCGACACAUCUGGCACCACGAAUGUUCGUGAUUCCGUUUUGACUCAGAGCUCUCUUCUUUCCCAGCCGACUGUCACAUCUUCCUCUAUCUAUCCGCAAUCCACUUCCUCAGCUUCAACUUCAUCUAGACCGGAUUCCAUGAUAUCUGAACUCGAGCCUAAUAAGAAUGACGGAGGUCCUGUCAUUGAUGGCUAUCAGGAAUUUAAAGGAGACGAUGUAUCUUAUCGCCUGCGACUGCUAGUGAACAACAACUACUUUCUUCCUCCAGCACACGCAAAGCCCAAACCCUCGGACUUUUCCACGGGACAAGCUCCAAUUCCCAAAAAGCCACCCACUCCAACCAAUACAUUCCUUGAUUUUUUUCGCAAGCCCAAGUCCAAGCCGACCACACCUACUGGUUCUGAACAUCCAAUUCCGAUCUUGCGCUCAACGUCAGACAGUACCGCCGCCUCCGCCUACGGGAGUUCCCAACCUAGGACACCAUUCCAUCCACCCCACUCUCCAGGUCUUCCCUCUGAUGGUUCAGGGCGCGUCGUUGUCGUACGAGAAAAAAUGGAAGACCUUGUGACAGCCGCGAAACAAGCCGAACAGGAAAUGAAGGAGCGUGCCAUACGCCAGGACCCUGCAGGGCCUAUUGAUACUGUCAUAGACCCCACGGACUCUGUGGAUGUACCUCUUCCAGGGUCUGGGUAUCCAUUCGCCGUCCAAGCUUCUACAGUCCAUGGUCUGGGUGUGGAGGAGUCGGUUGGGGCGGCUGUACUGGCCGAUCGGUUACCCCCUCAAAGUCCGGAUAACUCUUUCCAAACAGACGAUGAUUGGAGGAAGGCAUUGUUGAAAGCGGCAGUGGGACAUUCCUUUGAAAAUAUUGAAAAACUCACCUCUCCCAAUACCUCAAUGCCAUCGCCGACAGCCUCCGGAACAACUUCACCAACGAGCGGAUACAAAAUUGGUUUGAAGAUCAUAAGCAGUCCUAUCCUAUUGGAAAGUACCAAUGGCGCGUCCUCGUCCUCGUCGUCACCUAACCCGCAAUCCUCUGCAAGCCCCAAAACACCUCUUACCCCCUCCGUUCCACCCACACCAUUGCGUUCCAUUCCUGGUUCAAUUCAUGAGCUUCCAGAGCGGGUUGAAACUCCUUCCACUCCUCUCCGGCCAUUACAACCCCCACCAAGAAGGCAGAUCAUAAAUCCCAUCUAUUCGUUGUCCCAGACCGACCUUCCGGCUUCAUUGUCUCGACCCUCUCGGGAAAUUAGACCUCCCUCUUCCUUAUCCCUCAGAAAAACAACUUCCUCUCCCAUGUUGCCUAAUGUUCACGAGUCGCAUCUCAGACCAGGAAUGACAAUGACUCCACCUCCGUUACCCAUGCACAGGGCUCACAUUGAUGGAUCGACUAAAUCUUUGAGUAACACGACCGGUUCCAUCUAUUCAACCGAUGAUGGUCAUUCUUCUCGAGCUUCGACCUCGACAUCUGGGUCACAGAACAGCCAAAGGGUGGACCAUACACCGUCACCCACUACUUCUACAUUCCUGGACGCGUUGAGUAGACCACCCUCUCAGCGGGCAUCUUCUCGGUCCCGCCUUGGUGAAGUCGAGAAUAACCGAGUCCGUGAAGAUCACGCCGCAUCCUCUUCUCGACUAACUUCCUCACAGGGGCAUAGACCACCAUCCUCAUUUCAGUCAAGGCAGUAUAUCCCUCAUAAAUCCUAUUCCGAUGAUGGUCAUGUUAUAAGGGGUAGAGAUUGGAGAAUAUCCAUAUCCUCUGCUCAAACUGCUCCACUGCCCGAGAUCGAAAUAUUUGCUCCAGAACCCACCACCCCACCCCUUCCCCUAACCGAUCGUCGCGAGGCUCAUCCUCUUAGGGUCUCAAUUCCCCCUAACGUUCCCCCACCUUCCAUCCAUUCAGCGCCUGCUCCAGCUUCUUUCUUUGACUCGAUACAGUCAGAACUUAGCUCAUUAGAAGACCUCGAUUCUUCCUCCGAUGAGAGUGAAGACGACAGUUCGCAUGGAAAUGUCAACCACGGUCCAUUUGAACCUCCAAGAAGACCAUUCGUUGACCAUCCUCUUCCGUCACGGUCGACGACCCCUCAACCACGAGUGAGCGGCUCUCGUACGCCGAUCAUGCGUUUAGGAAACCAUUCCUCCCCUCAUGUUCAUGUUUCUCGGAGUGCAGAAGAACGACGAGAGGUCCUUGACAGCAGAAACGCAGUUGGUCAUACUGUACCUUCACAGUAUACGUUCUUCACGGACAGGGUACCGCUCACGACUACAUUUGAGUUGUACCAGUAUGCUGGCAGAGCGAAUGCAAGCGAUAUCAACCUCAACAGACCCUCGGGAGUACGUUCGCCACCCCGGCGGCCUGCGACCAUGGAGGAGCGGGUAAAUGCCAAACUUGUUCAGAAUAGGAAACGAGAGCAAGAGUCGUUGAAGCGUUUAGAUGGGCUUCUGAUACAGCACAUGAGAGAUGAGAAGGAUAUGAUUCGGAGAAUUACUACCAACAGUCGAGUUAAUCAUACGUUAUCGCAGUCCCCUUAA
Molecule: messenger RNA, 3019 nt
Organism: Marasmius oreades (fairy-ring Marasmius)
Lineage: Eukaryota; Fungi; Basidiomycota; Agaricomycetes; Agaricales; Marasmiaceae
Exons: 2
Coding region: 80-3019 (979 amino acids)
Source: RefSeq, a predicted model, not a curated record